UGUUAGAUUCCUAAACCUGUACAUAGGGGAUUUCUGUGCAUGCCUGCGAUUUGAUUGUGAUACAUGGUUUGGCCUGCACAUAUGUAACCAUGCCUAAGCGUGAAAAGAUGCAAGCGUACCCUGUAGCCAAGGCAGUUCGUGUUGUUGAACCACGCAGGUUCCUGAGUGAAGAUUUGAGUCUCAUGAACCAGGCAGAGAGCCUUCCAACCUUACCAUAUAGGAGCGUGAGUUACUCUCCGAGCCGACGAGUCGACAUGCAGAGAUCACAGAGUGCCACUGAACGAGCGAAAAACUAUGUGAAGACUGGGACGGCUGAGUUCUUCGGGGUGCGUGCGGAUGUCGAUCCACUGGCCAAGUACUACCAGAGACGGCUGCGGCUGGCAUCAAAACGAUGUGGUCCAUUGAAGCCAGAGUGCAUGAGUGAGGAACGGCUUCAACAGGUGGAUCUCGCUCGCUCGAUGCCGCAGAUCCACGAUCCGUUGGCGCGACCUCAGGGUGCCAUGAGGGGAGACUCCGUUGAUACAAGCACUGCAUCCACGAGAAAGGGCCUCUAUAGGUUUCCGUCGCAGAGCACUGCAAGAAAGCGCAAAGACUCUGUCGCUAAGAUGACGUUUGUCGGAUUAGCUACGAUGGCGAGGUCAGCAUCCCGGAUGAGGCGUGGCACGGAGAAGCACAAGAAACCACCGCAGUACAUCCGAAGUCGCAGCUUCGCUCCGGCUAGCGUGACCGAAGACGUAGACUUCAGCGUUCCACCGACUCCAGCCACGGCUCCUCAGUUUGAGCAUAUGGAGGUACCUUUCUCUCUCAGUGCACCGCUCACUCCCGCCAUCGAUUACGACUCUAGCAGCCUUGUCGACGACGUUUUCUUCGACGUUGCGACGCCAAGUCCGACAGUUGCGGCCGCCAUGCGUUUCCCGACGUUUCCGAAACCACGCUUAUCCGAUCUGCCAGAAGAGGGCGGUAUUCCGGUUGUCCUGCCAGCGCCCGUCCCCGUUUCCUCCAGAUUAUAUCCAGAUAUUCCGGAAGUGGAAUACAAACCGGAACCGAUCUGGAGGCGUAGGGAUGAGCCUGAUAGCAGUAGGGAGAGAACUUGGCGAAGAAGGGCACCAGAGGUCGCUGCUCCCAUGGCGGUCCCGCGGGCAGUUCCAAUGGCGACAGAGCCAUCUGUCGGACUUCAGCGAAUCUGGGACAAGGUUCUUGACAAGGCGUUGGAUAACUCGGACCGACGCCAGCUGGGGGUGGGCAUGCUCGGUCGCUUCCUCAACAGGAAGGUACGGCGAGACCGCAUCAACUCGGACGUUAAGAAGCAGCUGGAGGACUUCAGCGAUCAUAGGCCGUACUUCACGUACUGGGUGACAGUGGUACAAAUAGUUGUUUGCAUUGUGUCAAUAGCUGUGUAUGGACUGGCACCAGUAGGCUUCUCACAAACACAGAAGGAGAGCCUGGUGUUUAAACCAUCACUUGCAUUCGAGCCAGUAGGCUACUUGGAGCCAGAUAAUCUCUGGAUAGGACCGAAAUCUGCGGACCUUAUACAUCUGGGUGCGAAGUAUUCGCCAUGUAUGCGCAAAGACAAGCCGACGUGGGAUGUCAUAUACGCGGAGCGCGCAAUCGAGAGAGGAUCUGCCUGCUGCAUUCGCAACGACGGUAGCGGCUGCAUACAGUCAACGAGGAGUGAAUGCAACGAUGUCUUUUCAAUAUGGUACACUUGGGAGAAUGGGGCAGGCCCUGGUGGACGCAGCAGUGGCUCCGUCUGUGGGCAGGAUCCACGGCAUUGCGAGAGUCCAGCAUCUGCCGGAGCUCACGCCUGGAAGGAUGAUAUCACUGCUUGGCCGAUUUGCAAAAAAGUGGUGAAGCCGGAGGGAACAACCAAGGGUUUAGAACACAUGUCGUGUGAUCCCAUCGGGCGGCCAUGUUGCAUCGGCAUCAAGGGCAGCUGUAUUAUAACGACUCGCCCUUACUGUGAUUUCGUCAACGGAUAUUUUCAUGAAGAGGCAACGCUAUGCUCACAGGUUUCAUGUAUGGAUGAGGUCUGUGGCAUGAUAUCGUUUGCAAACCCAGACUACCCUGACCAAUUUUACAGGCUGUGGACGUCGAUAUUUCUGCAUGCAGGGGUCGUGCACUGUGUGCUGACAGUUAUUCUGCACAUAUUUCUCAUGAGAGAUCUCGAGAAGAUGGCUGGUCCAGUGCGUAUCGGCAUCAUAUACAUCAGCAGCGGCAUCGUCGGCAACAUGGCCAGUGCGAUAUUUCUCCCCGAUCGUGCAGAGGUGGGGCCGGCCGGAUCGCAGCUUGGUCUGCUCGGCAUGCUCUUCGUCGAAGUGUUUCAGAGCUGGCAGCUGCUGCUGCAUCCGUGGAUCGCCAUCCUCAAGCUGCUGCUCAUCUUCCUCGUGCUCAUCGUCAUCGGUCUCUUCCCGUGGGUCGACAACUAUGCGCACAUCUUCGGCUUUGCAUUCGGCCUGCUGCUGUCAUUCGCUCUGCUGCCCUACGUCACGUUCGGCGAGUUUGACAGGCGGCGCAAGAUAGCAACGGUCGUCGUGUCGCUGCUGCUCGCACUCGGACUCCUCGCUGCGCUCAUCGUGCUCUUCUAUGUCGUCCCGAUCUACGACUGCAAGGGCUGUGAGUACCUCAACUGCAUACCGUGGACGGACACGUUCUGUAAGAACUAUGAGAUCGUAAUCUCUAAAUCGUAAGCAGCUCGACAGGGUCAGCGAAGGUCAGGGCUUCAAUUCUUGUAAUCGCACCAUUAUUGAUGUUGGAUCGCAUUCUAUCACCAGAGGUAAAUUAAUAAGACGUUUGUUAAGGGGUUAUGAAUAGUAGUGUUAAAUGCAUCAUGCAUACAUGAUGCGUUAUAAUUGUACUCCUAAUGUCCCCCCUAUGUGUGGGUUUUCACGUAGUAAAACUCUAAGGUUCUGAUCAUGAUGUUUCAUGGUGAAAACUUUUACAGUACUUUCUUAGACUUUCUCAAAGUUUUGCAGGUUGUUCAACAUGCAAACAGUAUACUUCACUUAGUUUAUACUCGUACAGUAUGCGUGAAUGAAUUAACGAUCCUGGUUUCUAUUACAUAAACCUUGUCUUAGUUUUAGGAAAUUUUUGCCCAUUUGUCUUUUGCUAUAGAUUUAGAAACAGGUAUAAAAAGAUAUUACUGAUGUGCAUUUUCUGCAGAUAAGGUUUAUGUACAAAACAUUUCUCUUGCAAUAUUGAGUUAGCACAAUAGUCUCGACCUUGUAGCGGGUAUAUUUUUGGGGUAAUGAAAAGUGAGACAUAUUUUAUACUGUUUUCAGUUGAUGCAAAGACUCAUUCUAUUUCAUAAUAGUAAACAAUAUAUUUAUGUAGUACAGUUCCAGUUGAAUUAUAAGAAAAAUGUCUUUUUGAUCAUUAUGUACUUUUGAUUAUUUGUUGAAAUUACUCAGGUUCACAGUAUAAUAUUGUAUUUGGUACUAUGGUGGACAUAUGCAUAUUACCAAUCUGAGCGUAUUAAGAAGGAGCGCAUACAACGGUGAAAUGCUGAAACCAUGCUGCAGUAUUAGUCGAAUUAAUAAACUU
Molecule: messenger RNA, 3540 nt
Organism: Priapulus caudatus
Lineage: Eukaryota; Metazoa; Priapulida; Priapulimorpha; Priapulimorphida; Priapulidae
Product: inactive rhomboid protein 1-like
Exons: 16
Coding region: 90-2687 (865 amino acids)
Biological process (GO): regulation of epidermal growth factor receptor signaling pathway; regulation of protein secretion
Cellular component (GO): endoplasmic reticulum membrane
Molecular function (GO): serine-type endopeptidase activity
Source: RefSeq, a predicted model, not a curated record